Molecule: messenger RNA, 639 nt
Organism: Penicillium lagena
Lineage: Eukaryota; Fungi; Ascomycota; Eurotiomycetes; Eurotiales; Aspergillaceae
Product: flavin reductase family protein
Exons: 2
Coding region: 1-639 (212 amino acids)
Molecular function (GO): FMN binding
Source: RefSeq, a predicted model, not a curated record
AUGGGGUCUAUGUUGAUUCCACCAAUUCCAGCAUCCCAGACGAUUUCCCCUGCUAUCUUCUACUGGGGCACCCCAGUGGUGUUGAUCACCACGGAAAACGAAGACGGAACGUUCAACAUCGCGCCAAUGUCCUCAGCAUGGUGGCUCGGAAAUCGAUGCAUGCUUGGCUUAGGAGCAAUUUCGCAGACAACAAUCAAUCUCAUUCGAACAAAGCAAUGUGUUCUCAAUCUUGCGUCAACCGGCAUGGAAGAAGCCGUUAAUGCUCUCGCGAAAACAACUGGCGCGGAAGGAGUUAUAAAUGCCGGUGAAGACACCGGGUAUUUGUACUUCAAACGCAUGAACGGAUAUAAAUAUGUGCAUGAUAAAUUUGGACAUUCUGGCCUAACGCCCAUUCUAUCCGACGUGGUUCAACCUGCUCGCGUUGCCGAAUGCCCUGCUCAGAUGGAGGCAGAACUGAAGGGUGUAUAUGAAAUGAUGCAAGACGCGGAUACGAAAGGAUUUAUCGCGCUGGAGGUCAAGGUUCUUCGGACGCAUCCGUCGCCAGACCAUCUGUCCACAAAGCCCCCAUAUUUCCGUUCAAAUUCAAUAUACCAGCACCAACCCCGUCCCCAGAAUCAGAAUGGGGCGUUUCAAGAUUAG